Molecule: messenger RNA, 3130 nt
Organism: Strongylocentrotus purpuratus (purple sea urchin)
Lineage: Eukaryota; Metazoa; Echinodermata; Echinoidea; Camarodonta; Strongylocentrotidae
Product: scavenger receptor cysteine-rich protein variant 1
Biological process (GO): Notch signaling pathway
Molecular function (GO): Notch binding; calcium ion binding
Source: RefSeq, marked validated
GUUCCAUUUUCUGUGGGGUGGUAAACAGAAGGCAGACUGUACUUCAAGUUCGAUGAUCAUAACUAGGCCAUAUUUCCUUGUUGAGUGUUGGGCGUAUACUAGACCUGAACUAUACCAGGGACGUGCAUGAACAGAUAUACUUCGUGAAGCCUGGAGCACUUGUAUAAGAUGACGUCACCCUGGACUAAAAUGAGUCUCACUAUACUCAUCCUACUCACAGCUGGAGGAUUGCAUCUCAUCCAAGCAGAUGAGAUGUUUGUAUGUGACUACCUGGCCCGUGGUAUCUACAUGGCGUAUGUAGAUGGCGAUAGCAGCUUCAAAGUCGCUAACUUCACACUACUCCCUCUCGAUAACGUUGAGACUCCCAUCGCUAUCCAAUAUGACUUACGAUCUCGUACCAUAUACUGGACUGAUGUUGCUCUGGAUGCCAUCUACCGAUCUAAUAUCGACGGGUCUGGUAAUGAGAAGAUCAUUUCUGAUCUUGCAUCCCCACAAGGAUUAGCUAUUGAUAUUGAAAAUGAUCGCCUGUACUGGACCGAUUCCGGUUUGGAUCUUGUGGAAUCCGCCAAUUUAGACGGUUCAAACCGUACGGUAAUCGCAGAUACCGAGCACGAUCAACCACGUGGAAUAGCAGUAUCGGUUACCCAUGGACUCGUAUUCUGGAGCGACUGGGGGGAAGCACCUAAAAUUGAGAGAGCCAAUAUUGACGGGACGAACCGGUCAGUUAUUGUCAAUGCAAGCCUAACAUGGCCCAACGGAGUCACUAUUGAUAGCUCAGAGGAACGUUUGUACUGGUGUGAAGCGUACCUCGAUUUCAUAGAAUCGGUGCUAUUAGACGGGAGUGAUCGUAUACAACACGUCUAUACAUCAGCGAGUGUUAAUAUUAGUCCGUUUAGUAUAGCAGUCCGGGGAUCUGACGAUGAUAUCUAUGUCACUGAUACUACCUACAAAAAUAUUAUCGUACUCGAUCGGUCGGAAGGGGCAUUUGAAUUUGUUGGCUCUUUUCAAGCUCCAACUGGACUCGCGAUCAAUCAAGCUCGCAUCGCUGGUGUAUGUGGAGCAGAUGGAAGCGAACCAUGUUUGAAUGGUGUAUGUAAGGAUAACAACGGUACGAUGGAGUGUCAGUGUUUUUCAGGCUAUACUGGAGCAACGUGUUCAGUAGAGCUGGACGAAUGCGCUUCUUCCCCAUGUUACAAUGGGACAUGUGUCAACCUGAUCAAUGCUUUCAUGUGUCUUUGCCCUUCUAGCCAUAUUGGGGUAAACUGCAACGAAGAGGUCAACCAGUGUGAGGUGUCUCCAUGUAAAAACAGUGGAACGUGUAUCGACGAUGUCUACGACUACGAAUGCGUGUGCGUCGAUGGAUAUAUGGGAAAGAACUGUGAAACAUCUGAAGAUGAUUGUCUGAGUAACCCUUGUAAGGAAGGAGACUGUGUUGACGGGAUACGGGAAUACACAUGUGUCUGCACACCCGGAUAUACAGGAGUAGACUGUGAAGUUGAUAUCGACGAGUGUGCUAGUAGUCCAUGCCUAUUUGGAGGAAUAUGCAUAAAUGACAUUGUGAAUCAGUGGAGCUGUAAUUGUCCUCCAGGCUACACAGGAGAGAGAUGUUUAAACGAAUUGAAUGAGUGUUUGAGCAAUCCCUGCCAUAGCGAGCAAGGCAUUUGUGAAGACAAAAUCGCCAGCUUCACCUGUCAUUGUUUCCCUGGUUAUAGUGGAGCCAGCUGUGAAUUCAAUUAUGAAGAGUGCCUGAGUCAACCCUGUUACAAUGGAGGAACUUGUAAUGAUGGUAUCAAUUUCUUUACUUGUAGCUGUAUUGCCGGAUUCACCGGUUCCUAUUGCCAACAUGAAAUCGAUGAAUGCAGCAGUAAUCCAUGCCUUAAUGGAGGAUCAUGCACUGAUGCUGUGAAUAUGUUUACUUGUUCCUGUGUUUCUCGUUUCACCGGCGAACGCUGUGCUACAGACCUCGGUUUGUGUCGGUCGUUCCAUCCAUGUACCAACAAUGGCUUCUGUGUGGAUCAGGCGAAUUCAUAUAAAUGCAUCUGUGACACAGGAUACACUGGAGAUGUCUGUGAAACAAAUAUUGACGACUGUUCGAGUAACCCUUGUGAGAAUGGAGGGACAUGUAUCGAUCAUGUAGCUGCUCACUCGUGUAUAUGUCGAGAGGGAUUUGUAGAAACAAACUGUCAAACAAGAUCGAAGGAGUGUGCCAGUAAUCCCUGCAUCUAUGGUCGGUGUGUAGACGCUCAUAACAAGUACACGUGUGAAUGUGACGAUGGUUAUACAGGGUCUUCAUGCGAUACAGAAAUAGAUGAUUGUAGCAAUUCACCGUGCGGUGAUAAUGGCGUGUGUGUGGACAGGAUGAAUUCAUAUCAAUGUAUUUGCAUGACAGGCUAUUCUGGAAGCAAUUGUCAUAUCAAACUAAUGUGUUCACCCCCAAGUGAUCCACCAGAAGGAACAGAAUUCACCAAUCCGACAAAUCUAUACUUCUACGGUGACGUGUUGACUGUCUCAUGCCGUGAUUCGUCAGCUUCUACGUUGUGGAUCUGCCUUGGUACGAACACUUGGAACAAACACGAGCUAGUCUGUACAACAGACUCAUCAAAGCAGACUCUGGUAAUGAUUUCUGCAUUGCUUGGAGUUCUUCUCAUUGUCUUCAUCAUCACAUGUGCUUUAUUCAUAAUAUGUCGUCAUCGGACUGGUUCUGCUAAGCUGAAUACGAACAACAGCUCCGUUCGAAUGACAGGAGGAGAGGUUCGUUUUGAAGAUGGUGGAAUCAGUAAUCCAAGCUUCGGGGAUUUCUCUACGGACACCAACUACAAUGAAGCAGAAACCUUGCCCAAAAAGGACGUUCUCAACGAAGAGGAUUUGGAUCUGAGCGUGGGUUCGCCGGUCGCAUCCAAUGAUAAUUAUUUGGGUACAUGUGAUGACGUGCCCCUCCACCCGCCUUCAUAUUCUGAAGCUUAGUGACCCCUUUAAAAUACCUACUUAUACGGACACAAAGUGACCCCUCCGACGACUUUCCUAUUCCGAAACUUAAUAACCCUUAUUAAAAACCUUCUUAUACCGACCGACACUUAGUGACCACUCAAACCACCUUCCUAUUCCGAAGCUUAGUGACCCCUUCCAGAAA